GCUCAAGCCACUUUGGCUCAGGCGCAUUCGGCUCAGUCUGGGCCAUUGGGCUCAGGCCAGCAGGGCCUAAACCACGAUGGGCCGAUCCCUGUUUGGCAGGCGACAUCCAAGGCCAGCGAUGGACCGCACCUCGCGAUGGGCGCCCCUCAUGCCCAGGUCGUCGCUGGGGGAUCGGCUCAGGGCGAAGGCCAAAUCGGACGUCCGCGGGGAGUGCAAGUACCGUCUCGAUGGCGAGGCUCCCACCACGACCGCCGCCAACGAGACGAGCCGAAGACUCAGCGAAUUCUAUGGCUUAGUAUGCCGACCCAGUAGGCGCUCUCUGCGCGACGAGGACAUCCCCGGUGUGCCCGAUCUUCCAGGGAGCCCCCGCGUGUCAGCGGGGCGCGACCAGGUCACGCGCCAGCCUUCGCCCGGGGCGAGAAGCGAGAAAUGGACGAUGGAAGAUUACGAGAUCGUGAAGACCCUUGGUGAGGGCUCCAUGGGUUCCGUUCACAUGGUCAAGUUUUCCAAUGGCAGAGGUACCGUCCCGUACGCCGCGCUCAAGAUCAUCGACAAAGGGCGUGUCAUCGGGGAGCACAUGGUUGAACGCGUGAUGCAAGAGAGGUUGCUCGUUUCGAGAGACAGUCAUCCGUUCGUCGUCAGGCUGUUUGGCACGUUCCAGGACGACGCGCCCCAGCGGAGGAGACUUGUUCUCAGCCAUGCGAAGCUUGAAGUUUAACGACGUGUGUGCGAAUUUCUUCGUUGCUGAGAUCACGCUUGCAAUCGGACAUCUGCACAGUUUGGACAUCGCAUAUCGUGAUCUGAAGCCCGAGAACGUUGCUAUCGACUCGCUGGGCCACGCCAAGAUCAUCGACUUCGAAUUGGGUAAGGUAAUGACAAUAACGUAUACAGUGUGCGGAACAUCGGAGUACAUGGCACCCGAAGUCUUGACCCGAAACGGCCAAGGCAGAUGAGUGGACUGGUGGGCGCUUGGCAUCCUCAUCUUCGAAAUGCUCUCGUUCCAGCCCCCCCUCACGGGACGCACCGCUAGAGAGGUUCACAAGUCCGUGGUGUUUCACGGUCCGAGGUGCCCCC
Molecule: messenger RNA, 1074 nt
Organism: Prorocentrum cordatum
Lineage: Eukaryota; Dinophyceae; Prorocentrales; Prorocentraceae
Source: the annotation of a GenBank genome assembly